Pelodiscus sinensis (Chinese soft-shelled turtle) is the source of this 2439-nucleotide messenger RNA. NCBI's taxonomy places the organism in Eukaryota, Metazoa, Chordata, Testudines, Trionychidae. The record is from RefSeq and is a predicted model, not a curated record.
GGUUAUUGUGAACCGUUCUCCCCUUUUGGUUAAUUUCUGCAUUUGACUAGUCAGGUUAGCCUGUAUUUUCUUUAGGGAAGUGAAACUAUCUUUUGGCUUGCUUAAUGUGCUUUGUACACAUUAAAUAUGUAGUUGAUGGCCUUGUAUUUAAAUAAAGAUCUGUAUUCACAUACACACAAUGUUUGUCCAGCCAGUCAAGUUACUCUGCUUUCUGUUAAAUCUUUUUUCCCCAAUAUGUGACAUAAGCAUUUAAUAAAGUGAUUGAUCAAAGUCGUUUAUAUAGGCUUGCUAACAGAUAACAAAAUGUGAUACAGUCAAAAAGGCCUCUGACGAUCUUGAUUGGAAUAUUUAACUGUAUUUGACGGUGGUCAGUUAAGCAGCUGGUCAAGCCUAUUAGUGUGCAUUAUUAAAAAUCAUUGUGGUGUCUUCACAACGUUGGCCUUGUCACCAAAAGUGCAAGUAGCUUGUGAGCUAUUACAGGUUGGCUCUUUUUCUGUCUUGAUAGAUUUUAUUUUCCUUUCAGGUGUCCUGAAAAAUGGCUGACGAUAUUGAUAUUGAAGCAAUGCUUGAGGCGCCUUACAAGAAGGAUGAGAACAAAUUGAGCAGUGCCAAUGGCCAUGAAGAGCGCAGCAAGAAGAGAAAAAAGAGCAAGAGUAGAAGUCGUAGUCAUGACAGGAAGAGGAGCAAAAGUAAAGAACGCAAACGAAGUCGUGAUCGUGAGAGGAAAAAGAGCAAAAGUCGGGAAAGGAAACGCAGCAGAAGCAAAGAACGCAGACGUAGCCGUUCUAGAAGUAGAGAACGCAGAUUCAGAGGCCGCUAUAGAAGCCCAUAUUCUGGUCCAAAAUUCAACAGUGCUAUCAGAGGGAAGAUCGGUCUGCCUCACAGCAUCAAAUUAAGACGGCGGUCCAGAAGCAAAAGUCCAUUCAGAAAAGAUAAGAGUCCUGUUAGAGAGCCAAUUGAUAAUUUGACCCCUGAAGAGAGAGAUGCUCGAACAGUGUUCUGUAUGCAGUUGGCUGCAAGAAUUCGGCCAAGAGACUUGGAAGAAUUUUUCUCUACUGUAGGAAAGGUUCGUGAUGUGAGGAUGAUUUCUGAUAGAAAUUCAAGACGUUCCAAGGGAAUUGCUUAUGUAGAAUUUGUUGACGUUAGUUCAGUACCUCUGGCAAUAGGACUAACUGGACAGCGUGUCCUGGGAGUGCCAAUCAUAGUACAAGCGUCACAGGCAGAGAAAAACAGAGCAGCUGCAAUGGCCAAUAACCUACAAAAGGGCAGUGCUGGACCUAUGAGACUAUAUGUAGGAUCAUUACACUUUAACAUAACUGAAGAUAUGCUUCGUGGAAUCUUUGAACCAUUUGGCCGGAUUGAAAGCAUUCAGCUGAUGAUGGAUAGUGAAACUGGACGCUCCAAAGGAUAUGGAUUUAUUACGUUCUCAGACUCAGAGUGUGCCAAAAAAGCCUUGGAACAACUAAAUGGGUUUGAGCUAGCAGGCCGGCCAAUGAAAGUAGGUCAUGUAACAGAACGCACUGAUGCUUCAAGUGCUAGUUCAUUUUUGGACAGCGAUGAACUGGAAAGGACUGGAAUUGACUUGGGAACAACUGGUCGUCUACAGUUGAUGGCAAGACUUGCAGAAGGUACUGGUUUACAGAUUCCCCCAGCGGCACAACAGGCGCUGCAAAUGAGUGGGUCUUUAGCAUUUGGUGCUGUGGCAGAUUUGCAAACCCGACUUACCCAGCAGAAUGAAGUUUUGGCUGCAGCUGCUUCUGUACAACCACUUGCAACACAAUGCUUCCAGCUUUCCAAUAUGUUUAAUCCUCAAACUGAAGAAGAAGCUGGUUGGGAUACAGAAAUUAAAGAUGAUGUUAUUGAGGAAUGUAACAAACAUGGAGGAGUUAUCCACAUUUAUGUUGACAAAAAUUCAGCUCAGGGCAAUGUGUACGUCAAGUGCCCUUCAAUCGCUGCUGCCAUUGCAGCUGUCAAUGCAUUGCAUGGACGGUGGUUUGCAGGUAAAAUGAUUACAGCAGCAUAUGUACCUCUUCCGACAUACCACAAUCUUUUCCCUGAUUCCAUGACAGCGACCCAAUUACUGGUUCCAGUUCGACGAUGAAGAUGGAUUUAGUCAGUUUUGUAUAUAGCUAUUUUUUGGAGGAAGAUUUGGAGUUAUCUUUUUAUUUAGAUAAAACUAAAGGAAAAGGUUUAAUGUCAUUUUGUGUACACUUCCCGUUUUACCUUUAAAAAAUAAAAACCGAGUAAGUUCUCCCUAACUAGCAUUCCCACUGUGUACAAAGCUGUUUGACUUCUUGUUCUGCCUUGUAAUUCUUGUACAUUUACUGAGGUGUUCUGUAGGACCUGAGAAGUAGCUGAUAGAAACAAAUUUUCUGUAAAAGGCAGAUGGAACAUAAUAUUUUUAAUGUUUCACAAGCCUUUCUUUUAAUACAGUAAUUA